ACCCCAGAAGUAGCGGCUGGAAAUAACAUCCUCUCUCAUAAGUUUCACACCUCUGAUUUACAAGCGCUAUUUUGCUUCUCCUGCACUUCUGAAACAUCGUAGAAAUUGAUCAUCUCACAAGUUUGAAAAUAAGGAUCAAUUUCCCUUUCUGACGAUCACCAGGAUUACAAUUUCAAGAGGACACAAAAUUGUUCUAUAGCUUAAUCUAAAGAACUCGUCGGAUGUAUGCAGGAUAUAGCCCAUAAAAGAUCAAUCUUAAAUAGUAGCCUAGGCUAAAUCAGCGGAGCUCCAGAAUUAUCUCUAUUUUUUUUAUAAAUACCAUACGUCUGUGGAAGACAGAGGAUGAGAAGACUCUAAAAACUGGAUUUGGAUGGACUCACACUUGUUGUGAAGUGCCAGCAACAGAUGCAAAACUUCUACUAACCCACCAGGGAUUCUUUAAUUGUAUGGAUCUCAGUUAGAACUUGGGUGAAGAUGGGCCUCCCUGGCACGUGUACCCUGGCACUGAUGCUACUGGGAUCUCUGCUGGAAGUAGGACACUGUUGUCCACAUCCAUGUGCCUGUUACCUCCCCACAGAGGUGCACUGUACCUUUCGCUCCCUGCUCAGUGUGCCUGCUGGAAUACCCAGACAAGUGGAACGCAUGAAUCUGGGAUUUAACACAAUAAAUCAGAUCACAGAAAGCUCAUUUGAUGGACUGAGAAAACUGGAUCUUCUAAUGAUGCAUGGAAAUGAUAUACAUGAAAUCCCCCAUGGUGCCUUCCAAGACUUGGUGUCUCUACAGGUGCUGAAAAUGAGUUACAACAAAGUGAGAGUGAUCACUGGGCACACCUUGUUUGGCUUGACAAGCCUGGUGAGGCUGCACUUGGACCACAACCGUAUUGAGUUUGUCCACCCUGAUGCUUUCCAUGGAAUGACUUCUUUACGACUGGUCAACCUGGAGGGUAACCACAUCCAGCAGCUCCACCCGGCCACCUUCAGCACAUUCUCCCUGAUACAGCAGUUUCCCCUGUCCACCAUCAAGCACCUGCACCUGGCUGACAAUCUGCUGACCACUCUCCCAAAGAACUUGCUAAAGAACAUGCCCCAGUUGGAAAAUCUCGUAAUUUAUGGCAAUCCCUGGAGCUGUGAUUGCAGAAUGAAUCAUAUCUUAGACUGGACAACCAGCCAUUCAGGAGUUCUGAAAUGUAAAAAGGACAAAGCAUACCCUAAAGGCCAUCUCUGUCCAAUGUGUGCAUCUCCAAAACAUCUGGUGAAGAAAACAAUCUCAGACCUUCAAGACCUCACUUGCACUGGACCUGUCAUUAACUCCUCAGAGAAGGACCCCACCCUUCAGCCGAGUCUGAGUGAUUUACUCUCUGCUGAAGAAUUGAGAGGGCCGUUUGGGAACAUUACACUCAAUCUGUCUGAUGAACAUGGAAACAAAGUGGAUCUCAGUUGUCGCAUUGAGGCACAAAGAGAGUCCACCAAAAUUGCCUGGGAACAAAUAGGAUCUGAGGAGAUUGUGGCUAACCUAACUCUCUCCCUUGACCUGGAGUGCCCAAUAGAGCGGCAGGAGUAUGAGAGAUUGUGGAGACUUAUUGCAUACUACAGUGAAGUGCCUGUCCACCUACAGAGAGUGAUAAUGCUUAGCAAAGAACCCAAGCUGAGUUACAGAUAUAGACAGGAUGUUGAAAAAGAUGCUUAUUACUACACUGGGGUGCAAGCCAAUAUAGUAUCCCAGCCAUCCUGGUUGAUGCAGCCCUUCAUGAAGCUACAGCUGAACAGACCACAUUCAACCGCAAAAAAUGUAAAGAUGAUCCUAGGAACCCAUUUCUCAUCAAACUGGGAGAUAGAAAUGAUGAGACGACAGCGAAGGGACUGGGUAAUGAUUGAACACAACAACAAAACACAGACUGCCAUGACUGCUGUAACAGGGGGCAUGAUAGAAAUGGACUGCAAUGUGCUAAGCUCUGGCCAUGCAUCAGUUCAGUGGAUGCUGCCAGAUGGCUCCAAAAUCAAAGCGCCUUACACCAGCCCUGACAAGAGGAUUGCUGUAUCCAGCAGUGGGAAGCUGGUCAUGAAAACACUAAGCCACUCCGAUGCUGGUGUAUAUUAUUGUAUUGCUGAGGUGAGGAAUGAUCAAGAUUUUCUUCCAUUCCGCUUAGCUGUGGUGGAGUCCUCAGCUCCCCCUCCAGGUGAGAAGGCAGGGCCAGCAGUGACACACUCAGUUGGAGAGCCCAUCUCUCUUCCAUGUGUCACUUCUGCAGCCCCUGAUGCUGAAAUCAAUUGGAUUUUCCCAGAUGGAAGUAAAGCAACCACCAAAGCCAAUUCAUCAAAGGCUUAUGUUUUCUCCAAUGGAACAUUGUUUAUACCACACAGUCAGCUCAGUAACAAUGGCUAUUACAAAUGUGUGGCUAUUAACCACCAUGGUACAGACACCUUGGCAUCAAAGGUAACAAUUACAGGUAAGGAGGCCCUUCAGCCAUUGAGAAGGUAUCCCAUGAGGCCACAGUCAGCUGCAGGAAUCUCCACUAAAAUAAAAGCUUUCAUAGAUGAUGAUGAGUCUUCAGGAGAUUAUGGCAUAUGGGACAAAACUCCAAGCAACCCGAACAAUGGUCGUAUAAACAGGCAGCGAGUUCCCCAUACGAGAAUACGAGGGUCUCCACAAAGACAUCCUCAACGAAGACCUCUAAGCCCUAGAAAACCUAUUCGAAAAGGAUACCAUGGACAAAAUAGGAAACCUAUUCCUGAGCCAAGGAGAAAUUCUGGAACAUCAAAAGCCAAAAUAGACCCGCAAAAAUGGGCAGACAUUUUGGCAAAAAUACGUCAAAAAACAGCUCCUAAACCCACUACACCAAGCCCCGUUCACACCAGUUCACCAGUCCGAAAAAUUAAUCAUAAAGACCUGUCCAACUGGCCUGACCCUGGUGACAGUGUAGAAGGAUCGACUCCAGAUGACACUGCUCUGCCAGAGAAGGGAUUAAAUGUUCUCAACACUCAAAUUCCUUUGCAAAUACCCCAACACCAAACAGUGGCAGCCCCUACUCAUACAAAAGACCAGACUAAUGAUAUUUACCAAAUAUAUACACCUAAAUCAAACACUGAGGUAAAGGAACAGACCUCAUCUCUAGAAAUUGCUGUAAAACCUACUUUAGCAUUGGACAAUGGACUGUAUGAAACUCCUACAGUAAAAAUGGGAGAUAGUCAGGCCUUCACUGUUUUACCAAUUAUUCUGCCACCAAAACAUGCAGUAAUAGAGGACUCUGUCAUCCCAUUGCACACAGUUGAUACUGAUAUUGAGGUAAACACAAACAACAAAGUGAAUGAAAACAGUCUCACUACAAAGUUUACAACCUCUACACCAACUGCGAAAUUUACAUCUACUGCUGUUGCCAAACAAGGAGUCCCCAUUAACUCAGUGCCCCCUAGAUCAAACGUCCAGUGGAAUUCAAGAAGGAGGUACGGCAAUAGAAGACGAAUGAACAGACUCAGACCAAGACCACCCAUCUCACGCUUAGUAACUCCUAAGCCACAGCAGCCAUCAACAUCUACCAUCCCUUCAUCACAUGUCAGAUCUACAGAAGCUUCACCAGUCAGUAAGAGCAUAUUACCCACAUCUGGACCUUUUACAAAACAUACAAUUACUCACUCAGAGAGAACUCUCUCAGCCCAAGAUGACAAAAUGCUCACAAGACAACAAGAACAACAUGAAGAAGUUGAGCUUGGAAAGCAGCAAGUUCCACCAGCAAGCACUUCCUCAACAUUACUGUCACUUGUAACAACACAAGGAAAGCCUCAAGUAUACGAGCACACAGCUUCUUCAGUAGCAAGCCCAAUGUCAGAGCCAGGCCACAAAUCUGUCUCUGUGGCUGCUGGCCACGAGGAGUCUACAACAGCUCUGUCAGACUUGGAACUGAAUGCGAAGAUCAUAAAUGAAAAUGUGGCAACAACUCUGACCUACAUAACAAGCCAUGUAUCAUCACAGUCAGGGGUAAAUAGUGUACAUGCUUCAAGAGAGCCAACCUCUCAUACCGUCAGCCUAGGCGAGGAUGUCUCCUCUGUCAAAGACAUUAGCAAUCAGAAUAAUAAUGAAAAGCACCUAGAGGAUUCCUCACCAUACAUACCUAUAACCAUCAAACCACCAACAACAGCCAGUGAAUAUCAUGAGACUCCAUAUACUCUAUCUAAAGAAUCUCCACAAAUUGUUUUGACCACAGUCACAGAUAAACACAGUGUUGUUUCCCCAAUCGCAAAGACACCUUUGUCAAGUGAAAACAAAGAAAAUGACCUUCAGCCCAAACAAGACAAUGAUGUUGAACAAACAGUCAUCACAGUAACAACUACAGAGCCAACAAGCACAACUGAUAUUACUACUAUAUCUGUUACUACAGCAACAGUAUUAACAUCCACCCCAACGUCCACAAUGCCCACCACAACGUCCACCCCAACGUCCACAAUGCCCACCACAACGUCUACCACAACGUCCACAAUGCCCACCACAACGUCUACCACAACGUCCACAAAAGCCUCCACAACAGCAGCACAAAAAACAGCUGCUGUGUCAACAACAGCUUCAUCAAUAUUAAGACCUAGUGUAACAUUACCUGGAAACAACAGGGUCUCCCAUGGAUCAAGGUAUCCUGGAGGAAAUUACAUUCCUGACCGUCACAGUGGAAGAAUACCGAGUACUAACUACAGAUACCCAUAUUACUUCAACAAUAGGAAUCCAUUAAUCAUUCACAGACCUGAUAUAAACCGAACGCCAUCUGUCACAAGUUCCCCAGAGCAAAAUGGGAAAAUAAACUCCCAGAAGUCAACAAAUGGAAAGGCGCCAAUUACUUCUUCAACUGCAGCCAAAACAUCUACAACUAGAACUCCAGUGACUGUCUUAAAGAUAUCUGCUUCGUCAAAACCCAAAACUCAGCAUCAAACAAGUCAGACCUCAACAAAUCGACAUUCCGCCACAGUAUUUUCGUCCAACACAUAUGAUGGGUCAUCUCAGAGACCUGUCACAGUGCCUCGCCUAAAAGGAAAACCCAAGAUCACCACCAACAAUAUCUACACAUUUAUAGUCAACGCUUCAACUGAUGUACAGCUUCCGUGUGAUGCUGUUGGGGAGCCUAAGCCAUUCCUCACAUGGACCAAAGUAUCCACAGGAGCUAUCAUGUCAGCAAACAGCAAGCUCCAGAGGUUUGAAGUCCUGCCAAAUGGAACCUUUGUGAUUCGUAAUGUGCAGCUUCAGGACCGAGGCCCAUAUCUCUGCACAGCCCAGAACCUCUACGGGGUGGACAAGCUGACCGUCACCCUCUUUGUCAUGGCACAACAGCCCAAAGUGCUUACCCCCAGGCAUCGCGACGUGACUGUGUACCUGGGUGAAACCACCAGCCUGGGGUGCCAAGCACAAGGUCUGCCAGAGCCACACAUCACCUGGGUGCUUCCCAACAAAACUGUGCUGCAUGCACUCAGCACUACGGAACAGCGAGUCAUGCUCCUGCCCAAUGGUACUCUUCAGGUUAAGCAGAUCAACUACCCAGACCGAGGGAUUUACAAAUGCAUAGCCAGCAACGUGGCUGGGGCUGACACACUCUCUGUGCGUGUGCACAUUGCAGCAUUGCCUCCUAUGAUCCAGCAGCUGCACCGUGAGAACAUCACCCUCUCUGAAGGGCAGACCGUCUACAUCAACUGCAGUGCCAAGGGAGCGCCCCAGCCAAGCAUCCGCUGGGUGGUCUAUGACGGCACGCAGGUCCGCCCCUCGCAGUUUGUGAAGGGAAAUAUGUUUGUCUUCCCCAAUGGCACGCUGUACAUUCGCAAUCUGUCUGUGAAAGACUCGGGAAGUUACGAGUGCAUGACCAUUAACGUCGUAGGGGCUGCAAAGCGGACGGUGAGCUUGGUGGUGAGGAAGAGCUCCUCCACAGCCAAGAUCACAUCCACGUCUCCUCACAGCACGGAUGUGCUGUACGGGGGGAAUCUGCGUCUGAACUGCGUGGCCUCUGGCGAUCCAGCGCCCAGGAUUGUGUGGAGGACCCCGUCUAAGAAGUUAAUAGAUGCACAUUACAGCUUUGAUCGCAGGAUGCGAGUCUUCAGUAAUGGCACACUAAUAAUCCAAGGAGUAACAGACAUAGAUGAGGGAGACUACUUAUGUGUUGCCAGAAACAAAAUGGGCGAUGAUUAUGUGCUCCUCAAGGCCAACGUGAUGAUGAAAGCAGCCAAGAUUGAAGGAAAGCAGCUGAGCAGCCAGAAGGUUUCCUUUGGGGGGGACUUAAAAGUAGACUGCAUCGCCUCCGGUCUCCCAAACCCAGAGAUCAGGUGGAGCCUGCCAGAUGGAACUAUGGUUAACAGUGUUAUGCAAUCAGACGACAGUGGAGUGCGCACUAGACGGUAUGUGGUAUUUGACAACGGCACUCUUUAUUUCAAUGAAGUGGGAAUGAAAGAGGAGGGUGACUACACAUGUUAUGCUGAGAACCGACUGGGAAAGGAUGAGAUGAAGGUUCACAUAAAGGUUGUGCCAGAGCCCCCAGCGAUCAGAAAUAAAACUUCUGAAACUAUAAAAGUGAACUACGGAGAUACCGUGGCACUGACAUGCAGCGUCAAGGGGGAGCCUACUCCUACCAUCACAUGGCUGACUCCAACCAGCCGCAUCAUACCCCCCACCUCAGACAAAUACCAGUUACAUUCAGACGGGACUCUGCUCAUUCAGAAAGUGCAGAGGUUAGAUAAUGGGACCUACACCUGCACUGCCAGGAACACUGCAGGUGUGGAUAGGAAACUGGUGAGGCUUGAAGUUCUUGUCUCUGCCCCCACCAUCAACGGGCUUCAGAGCUCAGCCAGCUCCACUCAGGAGACAGCACUGAGGGAUCAGCGGAAGCUCCUACACUGCAAAGCGGAGGGGACCCCGAUACCACGGGUCAUGUGGGUCCUGCCCGAGAACGUGGUGCUGUCCGCUCCAUACUACGGCAGCAGAAUCACAGUGCAUCGCAACGGAACACUGGACAUCCGCUCCUUGCGAUCGACCGACUCUAUCCAGCUGCUUUGCAUUGCGCGUAAUGAGGGGGGGGAGGCGCGUCUGCAGGUUUCUCUUGAUGUGAUAGAUGAGUUGGAGAAACCCAAGCUGAAGGAGCCCGCGACAGAAUCUACAUCUCUCACCAGUGGAGUUUCCAUGACUUUGAACUGCACCGUUGAAGGCAGGCCAACUCCCCAGGUCACCUGGAUCCUUCCCAAUGGUACAACAAUCACAAGUGGCACAACUGUUUACAAAUUCCACCACAGGCCAGAUGGCUCCCUGUUCAUCAGAAACCCAUCUCUGACUGAGAUCGGAAGGUACCAAUGUGUUGGCAGAAACUCAGCUGGCUCUGUUGAGCGUACUGUCACACUAGAGUCAAAGAAGAAGCCUGAUAUCAAUAACAAAUACAACUCAGUGGUGAGCAUUAUCAACGGCGAAAACCUGCAGCUGAAUUGUCUCUCCAAAGGGACGCCCCUCCCUAAGCUUACCUGGACUCUGCCUGGUGGUGUUGUGCUCACGAGACCCCAGACAAUGGGACGUUACACAGUUCUGGAAAACGGAACUCUUAUGGUGAAGCAGGCAUCUGUUUAUGACAGGGGGACAUACCAGUGUAAGUCCACUAAUGAGCACGGCACAUCUGUCCUGUCCGUGCCGGUGAUUGUCAUUGCCUAUCCGCCACGCAUAACAAACGGUCCUGGAGCAGUGACUUAUGCCAGACCUGGUGUGGCCAUUCAGUUGAACUGCAUGGUCAUUGGCAUCCCCAAAGCAGAGGUGGCCUGGGAGAUGCCUGAUAAGACUCUGUUUAAAGCCGGCACUCAGCCACGUGUCUAUGGGAACAAAUAUCUUCAUCCACAAGGCUCCCUGGUCAUUCAGAACCCAUCCAGUAGAGACACUGGUUUCUAUAAGUGCACUGCCAAGAACGUUGUAGGAAGUGACACAAAGUCAACAUAUUUACAUGUGUUUUAAUGGAAAAUAAUUGAUGUUAUACAUGCCCACAAAACUGCGCAAACUCAGUGCACAAGAUACUGUUCACACAAGCACAUUUGAGUCAUUUUACUACAAAAGAAUGCUCUAUAUCUGGAGCUGGUUUAUUAUUUUAAUUCCAUUUACAUUGAGUUUAAGUUUCAAGCAUCUUUCCUUAUCUCAACAAAUGUCUAUGUGAUAAUGUAUGUAAAAAUGGGCUUUUUAACAAAAGCUGAAUUUAUGGAUUUAUUGUCAUGAAUUCAAAUGCCAAAAACUCGACAUAUUGAAUUGUAGACAUCAGGGAACAAAAUUGUAACUGCUGUUGCAAAAUGUCAUACAUUAUUCACAUAACUAACAUGAUGCGUUAUGUCCUUCACAGACAUAUUUGAUAUUCACAUCUGUAGGCUACUUGUUAUUUUUAUUUUGUAAACUAAUACCUUAUAAUACAAAUUGACAUGUUUUGUGCCAUAUUUGAAUAAGAAGGGAAUGUUUUUUACUGUUAAAGAAAUGGACCAGUUCCUAAUCGUGAUUUGAUAGUUUUUGUUUCUUUUGUUACCAAGUAAGCUUUAAUGUUUGUCAGAUGAAUUGCGUGGACAUCAAUAUUACAUUUACUGUAUAUUAUUUUAGGAGUCUGUUCACUCUGUGCUACUACAUGUUUAUUUUCUUAAAUUAUUUGUCUUAACAAGACUGGUGAAAAAUAAUAACUGUUAUGAUUUGGUGUAGCUAUAUUUUUAACAGCCACAUCCACAUAAAGGGCAAGACAAACGUAACAUGUUUAUGUUUAUAUCCAAAUUAAAAUGAUCAAGUGCACUGAAUUUGAACCUUUUCUUCAGCUUACUUCUAUGCGCCCCACAUGGUAAAAUCUGAUGACUUUGAUAAAUAAAAAAAAAAGAAAAACUUGAUCAUUUUAAUUUGACCACCAAGGUGGUCAGAUAUUUUUUUACUACUGGAGCCACUUUCGAGUGAUGAGGAUUUAUCAAAUGUGAUUGGAUAUUUUCUCCCACAAAUAAUACAA
Molecule: messenger RNA, 8959 nt
Organism: Alosa sapidissima (American shad)
Lineage: Eukaryota; Metazoa; Chordata; Actinopteri; Clupeiformes; Clupeidae
Gene: mxra5b
Product: matrix-remodelling associated 5b
Exons: 7
Coding region: 475-7947 (2490 amino acids)
Cellular component (GO): extracellular region
Molecular function (GO): protein binding
Source: RefSeq, a predicted model, not a curated record